Messenger RNA from Leishmania mexicana MHOM/GT/2001/U1103, 1251 nucleotides. RefSeq lists its product as hypothetical. Gene Ontology annotation, biological process: wybutosine biosynthetic process. The coding region runs from base 1 to 1251 and encodes 416 amino acids. The record is from RefSeq and is a predicted model, not a curated record. Gene Ontology annotation, molecular function: catalytic activity; 4 iron, 4 sulfur cluster binding. Lineage: Eukaryota; Euglenozoa; Kinetoplastea; Trypanosomatida; Trypanosomatidae. The transcript has a single exon.
AUGAAGAAAGGCGCGGCCACUGGAUGUCGGCCAAUGCUCUCCGAGAAGCGUCGGGAGGCGUUGGGCAAGAUGUACUCCCUUGUCGGCACGCACAGUGCGGUGAAGCUUUGCCGCUGGCAAAAGUCGAUGAUGAGGGGGCGGGGUGGAUGCUACAAGUGGACCAUGUACGGCAUCAAGUCACAUCGGUGCAUGGAGGCGACUCCAAGCAUGGCAUGCGCAAACAACUGCGUCUUUUGCUGGCGCCUCAACUCAAACCCGACGGCAGCAGAGUGGAAGUGGAUGGUCGACGCACCAAAGGAUGUCGUGGAAGGAAUGAUAUCGAGUCAUCAAGCCCUGAUCAACGGUGUGCGUGGGAUGCCCGGUGUAACGGAUGAAGCUCUCGAGGAGGCAUUGACUCCUCGCCACUGUGCUCUGUCCCUUGUCGGCGAGCCGAUCAUGUAUCCGUACGUGAACGAGUUUCUUCAGUUGCUGCACGCCAAAUCGAUAUCCUCCUUUCUUGUCAAUAAUGGUCAGUUUCCGGACGCCAUCCGCAAUCUGGCUCCGGUAACGCAGCUGUACCUGAGCGUAGAUGCUCCGAACCAGAAAACAAUGAAGAUCCUUGACCGCCCUGUGCUCCCAGAUUACUGGGAACGCUUCAACGAGAGCGUGAACAACAUGCGAGAGAAGAAGCACCGCACUGUGUUUCGGCUCACCAUGAUUGAUGGAUUCAACAUGGAGCCGGAGAACCUCCCCGAGUACAAAGAGUUGUUUGAUCGAGGGCAGCCGCACUUCAUCGAGAUUAAGCGCCUCACGCCGGCUUUUUCCGGGAAUCAUAACACCAUUCUUCGCAUCAAGAACGUUCCCUCAUGGGACAAAAUGAAAGCGUUUGCUCAGCAGCUCUGCGGCGCGAUUGGCAAUGGAACGCAGUAUACGGUGGCAAGCGUCCACGAGCACUCCGGUUGCAUCUUGCUGGCACACCAGCGGUUUGUCCUCGAUGGCCGAGUGCACAGCUGGAUCGAUUAUGACAAGUUCGAUACCAUCGUUCAAGACCCCGCGCGAGCUGCGGAUAUGGUGCCGGAAGACUACCUGUUGCCUACACCGACGUGGGCACUGUUCGACUCGCCUGCGGAGGGGUUUGAUCCAGCACAAAAGCGUCACAUCUCCAACAAGCGGCGCAAGCACAUGGAAAGCGUGGCAGCGGCCUCGCCGCAGGUCGACGGGUGUUGCUUCACUAAUGCCGAGUCUACUGUCGUUCAAUCUGCUGAGGCGUAG